CAGCCACGGUCACGUUGAGCAUCCAAUAAUUCCUAGGCAAGCGGGCGGUUUAAUAGCAAAAAAGCCCAGUAAAUGUUUAAGUUUGUUCGUUUCUAAUUAAAUUCCUAACAACACAUCAUGGGAUUCGUGCUGUCCAAGUUCCGGAAGGAAAAGUCUACGGAGGCGGUAUUGGAGGGGCUGCAGACGCAGAUCCAGGCGUUGGAGAAGUACAUGAUCAACACCGAAGAGCGGAAGCGGCGGUUCGUGACGAACUUUGUGGGGUUCACCAUCGGCGCUUAUAUUUUGGGCUUCGGACUAUGGUACUUCUUCUAUUUUCCGCCUACGGUCCAGGAGUGCUUUAUGUACUUGGUUCCGCUGCUCCUCUUUCCGAUUGUCAUUAUUUUUCUGCGGCGGCUGUUUACGUGGUACUUCCAGCGCAAGCUCAACAAAAAUGGCGAUAAGCUUUCCCGUCUCAAGGAGGACAAGCGCAAGAUAUUGGAGCAGGUCAUGGACAAAGAGACCUACAAGGUGGCAGUGAAUCUCCUGGAGCGUUUUGGCGAUAAAAAGCAGCUCCGUAUAAGCGGUCUGCACAGCGCCUCGACGCCCAACCGGUCGCUGGUCGAGCGGUCUCCUCAGCCCGCCGCCGCCGCUGCCGCCCGAGUUUCAACAACCGGCGGACAGCAGCAGCAGCAGCAGCGAUCGCUUGCACCGUACAGCAGCGUCUACCGCAACAAUAACAACAAUAAUACAUCGCUUAAUAGCAGCGUCAUCAGCUCACAGUCACUGGCACCGGUGACGUCAGCAUCGCCGCAGUUGCACGCCGUUCAAGAAUUACGGCGCAGAUCGCCGUUUCCCAUCGUGGACGAUCGAUCGCGAAGCGCCCUGGAUCGCAUUGUGGACUUCAUCGUGGGCGAUAGUGCAAAGGAUCGAUUCGGCAUGAUCUGCAAGGCGUGCCAUGCUCAUAACGGAAUGCUACCCAAGGAAGAGUACGAGUACACUACCUUCAGGUGUGGCUUCUGCAAUGUACUUAACCCGGCAAGAAAGAAGCGACCCGUGGCACCUCGCCUCUCCCUGGAGGCACCAUCGGAAUCGACGACAAAGCGCAACGACAGCUCAGACAGUGAAUCAUCCGAUGAUGACUCUGAUAAGGAGCUAUCAGCACGAAGAGCCCUACUGCAGGAUGUGCCAUCGAGUGAAGCUGACAUGGAUGUCGCCACCGUAACGGAAGACUUGGCAAUGGAGACUGAGACAUCGGAGACUGUAUCCGCUGCCGCCAAUGUCAGCAAAGCUGAGGUGGCGGCUAGCUCCUGAAGGCACCACACCACACCGAUGUAUACCUUCUAGGCGGCAGUCAAGCAAAAUUCUUGGAUUAUUUGCUUAUUAGUUUACUUAUUUAACUUUUUAUUGGUAAGCAAAUUUUAAUGAGAAUCUGUUAUCAUGAAUUUAUUGUCGAAGAACUGAAUUGAAUGGAAUACAAUAAUGCUUCGAGUA
This is a messenger RNA of Drosophila rhopaloa, 1470 nucleotides long. RefSeq names its product endoplasmic reticulum junction formation protein lunapark (gene Lnpk). The coding region runs from base 118 to 1290 and encodes 390 amino acids. Lineage: Eukaryota; Metazoa; Arthropoda; Insecta; Diptera; Drosophilidae. Gene Ontology annotation, biological process: endoplasmic reticulum tubular network organization. The record is from RefSeq and is a predicted model, not a curated record. Gene Ontology annotation, cellular component: endoplasmic reticulum tubular network. The transcript is spliced from 6 exons.